AUGUUAGUGUCCGACUCCCGUGUCGCGACUCCCGCCAAGGGGAAAAUCUUGGGCUACAUCCAUCGUCAUCCGCCCUACCUACCCACUGCUUUCAGAGCAGUGCUACUACCUGGUGACAAAGCGAUAGUCUCUGGAUCAAAGAUGGCUCUCCCUCUACGAGACGGAACCAAUACGCCUGCGACGCCUCGCCUGCAAGAAAUCCUGCCCCCAACCAACCGUGUCGAGGAACUUUCAAGCACAGACGACGACGAGUACGAAGACAUGGGCCCUGUCACGAUGGAAGAGCAGGCCAACAUUGCGUACCUUGAGUCUGUGAGAAUACCAAUCAGAGACGCAUAUGCCACCGAAACAUCGAUUACGCAGGAUGAGACGGAGGAAAUCAUCCUUCCCUAUCUGGAGGGCAAUCCAAACAACUUUUCACUCAACUCCAAAGGCAUUCCGGCCUUGCAACGUGAACGCCAUGUUUCCAUGUUGAGGAAGAUGCUGGGUGAUUAUCCUGGCCAGUUUGCACUGAUGGAUGCGUCUCGACCGUGGAUUAUAUACUGGUGCUUGCAAGGGCUGACGGCCCUGGGCAUGGACAUAUCCGAGUACCAAACCAGAGUCGCGCACACAUUCUCUCUAGCCCAACAUCCUGACGGUGGCUUUGGAGGAGGCUACGGUCAACUUCCCCAUCUAGCAUGCACCUAUUCUGCAGUACUCUCUGUCGCAAUGGCCGGCGGCACGGAGACCUACAAUAUGAUCAAUCGCAAAACACUCUGGCACUUUCUUGGCCGUAUGAAGCAAGCAGACGGUGGCUUCACCAUGGCGGAAGGCGGCGAAGAAGACAUCCGUGGUGCUUUUUGCGCCGUAGUCGUACUCUCUCUUCUCCAUCUGCCUCUUGACCUACCGCCCGAGUCACCAGCACGCAAACACGGUCUGAGCAAAUUCACCGACGGAUUGGGAGACUGGGUAUCCAAAUGCCAGUCCUGGGAUGGCGGCAUCUCCGCCGCACCUGGAAACGAGGCACACGGCGCGUACGCAUUCUGCGGUCUCGGCUGUCUGGCCAUCAUCGGACCACCAGAAGAAACACUGCCAAAAUAUCUAAACCUCCCCCUUUUGAUCCACUGGCUCUCGUCCCGACAAGCCACACCCGAAGGCGGAUACAACGGCCGAACGAACAAGCUAGUCGACGGCUGCUACUCCCACUGGGUAGGCGGAUGUUGGUCGAUUGUCGAAGCGGCCGUGACAACCGGCCUCUGGAACCGCACGGCACUGGCCCGCUACAUUCUCGCCUGCUGUCAGGAGAAGAAGGGCGGGCUCAAGGACAAGCCUGGGAAAUACUCGGACGCCUACCACACGUGCUACAAUCUGGCCGGCCUCAGCGCGGCCCAGCACAGGUAUGCGUACGAUGGCAAUGUGAACAAGGGACUGGGUACUGGCGCGCUCGGUGCGCCCUAUCACUGGAAGACGGAGGGCUUGUACGAGGCAGAGGAUAGUGUUUGGGAUGAUGGUGAUGUGGUUAGAUCUGUGCAUCCGGUGUUUGUCAUUCCCUACAUGGCCGUCUACGAGUGUCGGAAAUUUUUCGAGGAGAAGGUUGGGUUUUGA
Messenger RNA from Plenodomus lingam JN3, 1584 nucleotides. NCBI's taxonomy places the organism in Eukaryota, Fungi, Ascomycota, Dothideomycetes, Pleosporales, Leptosphaeriaceae. The record is from RefSeq and is a predicted model, not a curated record.